ACCCUUCUUUACUUCCGUUUCCUUCUCCGACCUCCUCCCCACCCUCCAUAAGCGGUUUUCAGGCCAUGUUGUCUGCUUUUCCAGCCAUACCGUCCUCCGACGGAUUGUUCGGCGUCCAAUUCCCUUCUUUCGACCCCGGCUUUCCGCCGUGGGAUUUUCAAGAGCCUUUCUUUUCUUUGGUACAACAAGAACCCCCCAUUUUCUCCACUAAACCGCAAGAACCGGUUGUCACUGACUCCGGUUCGGAAAACCUAAACCCUAAGCCUGUCACUUCAAGCUCCGGUUCGGGUGAUUCGAACCGUAAUCCAAAACAUAACAGGAACAAUUCAGGCUGUGGUUCGGAUGAACCGAACCGGAAGGCUUCAGUUCAAGACGAGCGAAAGCGUAGGCGAAUGAUAUCUAACCGGGAAUCGGCUCGGCGAUCUCGCAUGCGAAAACAGAAACAAUUGGAGAAUUUGAGGAACCAUGUGAGCAGGCUCAGAAUUACAAACCGGGAACUCAUGAACCGGCUGCGCAUAGUCACGCAGCACUGCCAUCUGGUCCGAAUAGACAACGAGCGGCUCUCGUCAGAAUCCGCCAUGCUCCGGGAAAAACUCUGGGCCGUACGCCAAGUUUUGCUUGUCCGGGAACUUGGACAGAUCUCUCCCUUUGCAUGGCCAUGCAGUACAACUACAUCAACGUCCAUCAGUCCACAAAACCCACCACCUUCAUAAUCCCGACACAUACACAGAGACAUAUAUAUAUAUAUAUUAUAUAAUUUCAUCACUAAAAGUACGCCCUUAUAAUCGCUCUCUAAAAGAUGAUGAAGAUCAGCCAAUUCUCUAGUUGUCUCUCUCUAUGUGUAACUAAUUCUUAAGCAAAGGAAGUGAUGGGUAUUAAUCCCAAUGGUUUUUGUGGAAAA
Messenger RNA from Diospyros lotus (date-plum), 901 nucleotides. Its product is annotated as bZIP transcription factor 44-like. Gene Ontology annotation, cellular component: nucleus. The transcript has a single exon. NCBI's taxonomy places the organism in Eukaryota, Viridiplantae, Streptophyta, Magnoliopsida, Ericales, Ebenaceae. Gene Ontology annotation, biological process: positive regulation of DNA-templated transcription. The record is from RefSeq and is a predicted model, not a curated record. Gene Ontology annotation, molecular function: transcription cis-regulatory region binding; DNA-binding transcription factor activity. The coding region runs from base 66 to 713 and encodes 215 amino acids.